Messenger RNA from Lonchura striata (white-rumped munia), 1335 nucleotides. NCBI's taxonomy places the organism in Eukaryota, Metazoa, Chordata, Aves, Passeriformes, Estrildidae. The record is from RefSeq and is a predicted model, not a curated record.
GCGCCCGCUGUCGGGGUGCUCCGCGCCUCGCUGCCUGGGAAACUUGGGAGGCUCGCCGGGGAGCGCCCGUCCCCUGCCCCGAGGGCCGCUCCGGCCGAGGGAAGCGUCCCCGUGCGCACCAGCUGGAUGGCGCGGACCCUGAGACCCGACGACAUCAACCCCCGCACGGGGCUUGUGGUGGCUCUGGUCAGCGUCUUUCUGGUGUUCGGCUUCAUGUUCACCGUGUCUGGCAUCAAGGGAGAGACCCUGGGAGACAUCCCGCUGCUGGCUAUCGGGCCGGCCAUCUGCCUGCCGGGCAUUGCCGCCAUCGCCCUCACCAGAAAGACUGACGGCUGCACCAAAUGUCCCGAGAACAUGCGCCCGUGCUGCAAGGAAGUCAAGGAUCGGGACGGCAUGGAGCUGCUAAGGACCCCCUCGGACCUGGAGUCUGGCAAGGGGAGUUGUGACGAGCUGGCCAGGAAAGCUUACCGCAAGGACAGGAGAGGGCUGAGGGGAGAGGACACCGUGUUCAUUUGCACCACCAGCACCACCGCCGCUGCCCCGGCAGAGUGCAAGAGCCUCACCAAAAAGGUGGAGCAGGAGGAGAUGCUGAAAUACCUGGAGAGCUGUUACCCAGAGAUGCCAGAGAAUGUGUUCGUGGGAGAUGUCUCCACAUACAGUGCCUUGGAGAAGAAGAGCUCUUCUCCCAGCAGGGACAGCACUCCUUGCCCUGACAUUGAAGACAACAUUUUUGUGGCUCCUAAAGAUAGUAUCAUUGUCUGCUCUUACAAGGAUAACAGCCCUUAUGACAGGUACUGUUGUUACAUAAACCCCACCGGAGUCAAUUCAGACCAGGAGACCAUUGUGUGAAAGAUGCAUACCUUAUAUAUAUGUAUGUAUACAAAACUGCAACUUCAACUUCUUGAUAGGGGAUAAUAUAGCUGCCUGCAUGGGACAAUCCUGAUACUAUUUCAAUUUAAAGUGGUAUGUGACUGAUACUCAAACCUUUUGUGCCUGAAGUACGCUUUCUGUAAGUAAACAAGCAUGUUUAAAGGUUAAAGAAUUCAGUUUUUCAUUUUUGGAAAAAAAGAAAUUUUAUUUUAUUUUCUCCCUUUUCCUCCCUUUUGUUUUCCUGCUGCCUGUUGUACCCAAGCCUGUAGGCGCUCUGGCAGAAGGGCAGCAGUGCCUGUCAGCUGGGAUCAAGAGCUGAAUGAAACUCUGGAGCUGUCUGUAGCAAAGAAUUUGGUGCUCUAUGGCUGAAUAAGUUUUUGAAAUACUGUCACUUUAUUUUGGGAGGGAUUGAGAUAUGUCAGCAUGAGCUCCAAUAGCUGCCUGAUGUCAGGGAGUGUAGAAAUC